UCCAUGUUAACAGUCUUUCUUUGGCCCUCCCCACCUGAAGUUUCAGAUUCCUUCGUCCUAACCCACCCUCGGAUCCACCUAAAGCAUCUCCCAAAUCACCUUGAGAGAAAGAAAAAGCACACUCAUCACUAAAAAAAAAACAAAAAUUUUCACAGAAUUACGGACCUUUUUUUCUUUAUUUUUCUUGUUUGUUGAUCAUGCACUUCCCAGAUUCCCAGCUCGUUCUUGAAGCAUAAAGCUGUGGUCUUGCUUCGACAAAUCACAGAAAGUAAAGACACGGAAAGCGGGAAGCACUUGGGUUAUUUUAGUUGUUUUUUCGAGUAUGCAUAGAUCUGGAGCUGCAAUGGCAUGGAACGUGUUUCGGUUCUGUACGGCACUGCGAGGCCUGGGCUCGAUCAUGAUCUUUUUGGUUCUUGGGUCCGUGGGCGAGACCUACUACGUUGUCGUUUUGACUAAUUAUGGCCCGGCUUUGUACGAUGGUGGCCUCGACACUCUCAUUGCUCUUGCCAUUUUGAUCUUGUUCCACUGCUUGUUGGUGAUGCUACUGUGGAGUUACUUUUCCGUUGUUUUGACCGACCCGGGAAGUAUACCUCCAAAUUGGAAACCUGUUAUCGAUGAGGAGAGAGGGGAAGCCGACCCGCUGAAUGGAUCAGAAUUGAGUAACUUACCUGCAGAUCCCGUGAAUCAUAGAAUCCGAUUCUGUCGGAAGUGCAACCAGUUGAAACCAUCUCGAUGCCAUCAUUGCUCUGUUUGUGGGCGAUGUGUGUUGAAGAUGGACCAUCACUGUGUGUGGGUUGUUAAUUGUGUUGGGGCAUUAAAUUACAAGUAUUUCCUUCUUUUCUUGUUCUACACAUUUCUCGAGACAAGUCUUGUAACAUUGUCAUUACUUCCAUAUUUAAGAGCUUUAUUCCGUGGUGGAGAAAUACCUGGAACUCCUAGCACCCUUGCAACCACUUUUCUUGCCUUCGUCCUGAAUCUUGCUUUUGCAUUGAGUGUUAUGAUGUUUCUACUAAUGCACAUACGGUUGGUGGCCGCCAACACCACAACAAUUGAGGCAUUUGAGAAGAAAACCUCUUCCAAAUGGCGCUAUGACCUUGGUCAGAAGAAAAAUUUUGAACAGGUCUUUGGGAUGGACAAGCAAUACUGGUUUAUCCCUGCUUAUUCAGAUGAAGAUAUACGACGGAUGCUAGUACUGCAGGGGCUUGAAUACCCAUCAAAGCCUAACUUUGAUUUGCAAGUAAUCCACAAUUAAUCCCUGUAAGAGAAUAGAGAUGGAGCUUCCGAAACUGUUUCCUAACAUCAUGAUUGACAGAAAAGCUUACAAGUAACUGGGCUCCUAACACAUUCAUUCACUAAGCCGGGCAUCUUCUUAUGGUCAUAACAGUAGGGAGUUGAGAGAGAGGGUAGGAGAAGGGCAGCAAGGUUUUCAUGCAGUGUGCUACGCUUAUUACUUAUAUAGGCAUGUAGCUCUGGCUUUGUUGUAUUAUUGAUCAGAAAUAUAGAAUCAAUCUCAGGGCCUUUAGCUGAUGAUAGAGAUUAUCAAUCAAGUGUAUUGUUUUUAUACAUUCACUCACGAUA
This is a messenger RNA of Juglans microcarpa x Juglans regia, 1578 nucleotides long. RefSeq names its product probable protein S-acyltransferase 14. Gene Ontology annotation, cellular component: Golgi apparatus; endoplasmic reticulum. NCBI's taxonomy places the organism in Eukaryota, Viridiplantae, Streptophyta, Magnoliopsida, Fagales, Juglandaceae. Bases 323 to 1252 code for a protein of 309 amino acids. Gene Ontology annotation, molecular function: protein-cysteine S-palmitoyltransferase activity. The record is from RefSeq and is a predicted model, not a curated record. Gene Ontology annotation, biological process: peptidyl-L-cysteine S-palmitoylation; protein targeting to membrane. The transcript has 7 exons.